UAUAAAGCAAAUGCCGGGGCUAGUGCAGGGCAGAGGGGGAGUUCUGCAGGGUCAAAAAUACACAGGAGCUACAAAUCAGAAACUCAGCAGCAGACCGGCGCAACUUUUCUAACAAGCACAUUUAUUUUUUUUUUACUACUUUUGAUUAAACUCUGGUCGCUGCAAAGAUGACCACAGCCGUGGUGUCGCCUUUCUUCGACUUCGAAGUAAUGAACAAGAACAACAAACUGCUCAGCUACAACAACAACAACAACAACCUGGGUGCCCCCCAUCCCAUGUCUGUCCCUUGCACUGGCACUAAUGUGCCCAUCUCCAGCCCCGCCGGAGCCCUGCUGGACAGGAAGGCGGUGGGAUCUCCCUCUGUGGGAGGCGUGUACCAGCGGCGGCACUCUGUCAGCAGCACAAAGUUCAGCCAGAACCAGUUUCUGAACAGCCUGAAGGCAGCGGACCACUCCUCACUCAUCUCAGGGGUUGGCAAUGCCAUCAACAACAAGGAGACCCGCAUGCGAGACCGCUCCUUCUCUGAGACGGGUGAGAGGCUCCUCAACAAGUGCCUGGGCCCUGCCAGUCCCACCGGCGGCAGCCAAGUGAACUCCAGCCGCUACAAGACGGAGCUUUGCAGGCCCUUUGAGGAGAAUGGUUCCUGCAAGUAUGGCGACAAAUGCCAGUUUGCUCACGGAAUUCAUGAACUGCGCAGCCUGAGCCGCCACCCCAAAUACAAAACUGAGCUGUGCCGCACCUUCCACACAAUCGGUUUCUGCCCAUACGGGCCUCGCUGCCAUUUCAUCCACAACGCUGAGGAGCGCCGUGGACCUCCCCAGCAGUGCUCUCCUCUUAACUCCUCCAACAAGAUGGAGAGGCCUCGACUGCAGCACAGCUACAGCUUCGCAGGCUUCUCCAGCUCAGCUGGGCUGAGAGACAGCCCCACCUCGGUCACCCCUCCACCCAUGUUCUUCCCUGAUGAGGUCCCCGACUGGCCCAGCAGUAACCCCUUCACCUACUCCAGCCAGGAGCUGGCCAACCUGUUUGGCCCCAGCCUCAGUGUUGGUCCUGUAGGCACAGAGCCCAACACCCCUGCACCUCCCUCUCCAACAAGCACACCUUACUAUUUCAGACCCAUGUUGGAGUCCCCUCACAUGUUUGAUUCUCCAUCCAGCCCUCCUGACUCUCUGUCAGACCAAGAGGGCUACCAGAGCAGCUCUGGAGGCAGCCUGAGUGGCUCAGAGUCCCCAACGCUGGAUACCACCCGCCGCCUUCCCAUCUUUAGCCGCCUCUCCAUCUCUGAUGACUAGACUGCACGCAUCCACCAGUGACUUUAAGUUCGAUGACACAAAGAGAACAUGGCACUCCCCUCUACCUCUGCCCUUUUCCUAAGCUUCCCCUCACACAACACCGUUCCUUGUUAGCAUUGUAAGGAUGUAGUCCAUUAAGGGAUCCCCCUUUUUCUCUCUCUCUCUCUCUCUCUCUCUCUCUCUCUCUCUCUCUCUCUCUCUCUCUC
Perca flavescens (yellow perch) is the source of this 1498-nucleotide messenger RNA. It is a transcript of the gene zfp36l1a, whose product is annotated as zinc finger protein 36, C3H type-like 1a. The transcript has 2 exons. The record is from RefSeq and is a predicted model, not a curated record. Gene Ontology annotation, molecular function: metal ion binding; mRNA binding. The coding region runs from base 168 to 1292 and encodes 374 amino acids. NCBI's taxonomy places the organism in Eukaryota, Metazoa, Chordata, Actinopteri, Perciformes, Percidae.